CCGAGCCCAGCAGCCACCAGCAUCUCGGUCCAGCGUCCCCCCCAUCCUGGCUCGUCAUAUGAUUUCUCCUAAGGGACAGCUGCUGAGCAGGACUGUGUCUCCAAGCUGAUCCUUUGCUGAUAAGCCAGCUGCCAAGCCUCCACUGCUGAGACAAAAGAGUUUUUCUCUUCCCAGCAGGGUUUUUCUGCUGUGAAUGACUGAGAAAGGGGUGAAAGUGAGCUGCCUGGCACUCCUCGUGGGCGAGAGGCUUUGGGGGCUCCGUGUUCCCUGCUGGGCUGGCAGAUCAUGGAGCUUUUCAGGCUGAGCCUGGGCUGCAUUUGCCUCCUUCCUUGGCUUGAGGUAGCAGAGGGACGAGGCUUCCUCAUAAGGAACACCCGGCUGGAAAAGUGCAUCCGAGCCUCCCACGAGACCAACAGCGUCAGCCUGGCCGGCUGCAAGGAGCACUCCCAGCAGCAGCAGUGGGGCUGGGACCCCGACACGGGCACCCUCGUCAGCCUGCACACCGGGCGCUGCCUGGCGGCACGCGGGAUGCGCCAGCACGCCCUGGUCAAGCUGGAGCCCUGUGGAGACCGGGAACGCCAGGCAUGGACCUGCAGCAAGAAGGGACACUUGACUCUGCAGAGCUUGGGCUUCCACCUUGGCACCAAGGAGGGAGGCCACAAGGUCUUUGUCUCAAGGGAGAAGGACAAGUUCAGCAGGUGGAAGACGCUGGCAGAUGGAACCAUCUGUGCAGCGGCUCAGAGGCCCAGCAAACCAACACAACCAGCUCUAGACACACGUGUGUGGAUCUAUGAAACUAAAACCAUCGAUUCAUCAAAGAUUGAUGCUGUGGACAGAGAGCCUUCUGUGAGCUCAACUGACCCUCCUCUGGCUAACAAGUUCAACAGCACGGUGUCACCAGCAAAGACCAAACAGGCACAGCUCCCAGCAAAUGAGGAUCCAUCCCACAACCACUCCAAGAAACAUGGAAAUCGGGGGAAAAACACUGGGGCCAGGCUUGCAGGCACGAACUGGAAGACAGCCAUGCUGGUCCUCAGCCCCUUGGCAUUCAUACUGGGAUUGAUAAUACUGACACUCAAUGUUCACUACAACAAGAAGAAGAAAAUCCUCUCUGCUCUGAAGAGCUCUCCAGCCAACAGCAGCAGAGGUGAUCUCCGGGAGCCGGCGCCCUUGCAAAGGGGCCCCCAGCCACACCUUCCCCCAUCCCGCUCCCCUUCCCUCAGGCGUGGAGAGAUCCUCAUCGAGUGGAAAGACGGGACUGUCACUCCUCUUUUUGACAACAUCAACUACCAAGUGGACUAGCUCCAAAACGACAGAGCUUUUGCUCCGUCCCGUGUCGCUGUUCCCACCAGGAAGACUGCCACCACAGCUGAUCUCCCCACCCUCACUGUUUUGACAGGAAACACAGUUUGGGGUUUUUUUCUAAACACUUGAGUACAAUCUUCUUGCACAAGACAAGGUUGAAGCAACCAGGGUAGAUUGUUUGGUUUGUAUAGGCACAUGCUGCUUAGCGAUUUUAGAGCUGCUUUAACCCAUAACAAACCCCAGGUUUCCCUAAAUGAAGCUGGGACUUCUGCCAGCUGCAACUGCCCAUUGAACCAAAAUUAGAGCAUUUUAAUUAAAGUAAAUUUUCAUAUACUGAGCAUAUGAAAAAGUGAAUCUUUGAAGACAAGGCAAAAGGUAAAAAACAGAAGUCCUGAUGAGCCUUAAAUUCUUUCUAAGAUAAAACUAGCUGCCACUAGACACAGAAGGCCAUCAGUUACAUUGUCAGUGUGAGAAUGUAAUUAACAAGCACUGCCUUCUAUAAAAUCCCUUCUGGGUAUAUGCCAAAAUAUUCAUCCCCACUAAGUUGUCAAUUAAGUAUCAGCAAGUCAUUUUUCUAACUUAAAAUGUAGCACUCCACUCUCCUCUCUGCAUCACUGCAGGAGCCCUGCUGAGAGAGUAUGUGUCUCUCUAAACUUUUCCGUAUUUAGGAUGUACUAAACCUUAUUAUAGCACACAUCCUCUUUCAUUAUAUAGACUGGCAAGAAAUGUUGGUCAUGCUUGUUGGGGAUAUUGCAUAUAGAGCCACUUUAUUCCAGCUUCAGUCUCUGAUUUCCUAUAAUCAUACAGAAUAGUAAAUUAAUAGAUACAUUGCUCCACCAGAGCAGUAAUACAGUUGUUUUUCUUUUAGAUAGGAGUAAGACAUUGUUUUCAGCCUUUACACUUCUUGUUUGAGCAAAAUUACCCGCAACUAUCACACUCAAUCCUGACCUUUUCUCAGUGAAAUCUGCAAUGUCUUAGUGCUUUCCUAAUAUUAAUGAAUGUAUGCUUUCUUUCUCUGAUUCUGAGGUGAUGUAAUCAUGGCUGUAAGUCAAGAGUUAUGUGGAGAAAGAAACAAUAACACCAGGAAAUG
Molecule: messenger RNA, 2395 nt
Organism: Passer domesticus (house sparrow)
Lineage: Eukaryota; Metazoa; Chordata; Aves; Passeriformes; Passeridae
Exons: 6
Coding region: 286-1302 (338 amino acids)
Source: RefSeq, a predicted model, not a curated record